Messenger RNA from Ahaetulla prasina, 1543 nucleotides. RefSeq names its product base methyltransferase of 25S rRNA 2 homolog (gene BMT2). Lineage: Eukaryota; Metazoa; Chordata; Lepidosauria; Squamata; Colubridae. The record is from RefSeq and is a predicted model, not a curated record. The transcript is spliced from 5 exons. Gene Ontology annotation, biological process: negative regulation of TORC1 signaling. The coding region runs from base 265 to 1383 and encodes 372 amino acids.
UUGCAGUAGUCCAGGCGAGAUGUAACGAGGGCAUGGGUGACUGUGCGCAGAGAAACCCGGUCCAGAAAGGGACACAACUGGCGGAUCAGGCGGACCUGAUAGAAGGUAUGUGCAGUUUGCCUGCUAAGACAAAAAAAAUCAAGUAAAUGUUUUUGAUUAGGUAAUUACAAAUCUUUUACCAAGCAUGGGAAGGAAACGUGAAGGAAUGACUUCUAUUUUUAAAAAUACUUCACUUCAGAAAUCGUGGCACAAAAUGUUUCAGGCAUGAACAACAUCAGAUGGAAAGAGCUUUUUAUUGCUGAUGUCCUAAUGGAUAUAUUCCUAUCUUCAGUGGGUGACUUUGAUAAAAUAUGGCGUGAACAUUGUGAGGAUGAAGAAACACUCUGUGAAUAUGCUGAGGCAAUGAAAAACUUGGCAGAUAAUCACUGGGCUAAAACUUGUGAAGGAGAAGGUCGAAUUGAAUGGUGCUGCAGUGUAUCCCGGGAAUAUUUUCAUAAUGGUGGAAAACGGAAAGCACUGGAAAAAGAUGAGAAAAGAGCAGUUCUUGCUACUAAAAGCAUUCAAACUAUCAGCAUUCAUGCAAGUUCAAAAAUGGAGGUUUCUACUCAUAAGUCAAUCCAUAGUUCUGUAAUAGAUGAAUUGCUACAUUCUUCAGGAAAGAUAAGAUUACUUGAUGUUGGCAGCUGUUUUAAUCCAUUUUUGAAGUUUGAAGAGUUUUUGACUGUUGGUAUUGAUAUUGUCCCAGCUGUUGAGAGUGUCUACAAAUGUGACUUUUUAAACCUUCAGAUUCAUCAGCCUCUUCAACUUGCACAGGAUGCCAUUGAUGCUUUUUUGAAACAGCUUAAGAAUCCUAUUGAUUCCCUGCCCGGAGAACUAUUUCAUGUUGUGGUCUUUUCCCUCCUCCUUUCUUAUUUCCCUUCACCCUAUCAGCGAUGGAUAUGUUGUAAAAAGGCCCAUGAACUACUUGUAUUAAAUGGAUUGCUCCUUAUUAUCACUCCUGACUCUUCCCAUCAGAAUCGCCAUGCUAUAAUGAUGAAAAGCUGGAAAAUUGCUAUAGAAUCUUUAGGGUUUAAACGUUUUAAAUAUUCAAAGUUUUCUCAUAUGCAUUUGAUGGCCUUUAGGAAAAUCUCACUCAAAACAACAAGCGACUUAGUGAGCAGGAACUACCCAGGGAUGCUAUACAUUCCCCAGGAUUUUAGCACUGUGGAAGAGGAGGAAUUUUCUAAUAAUUCCUGCUAUAUCCGAUCAGAUGUUGAAGAUGAACAACUGGCCUGUAGCUUCAUGGAGCUUCCAGAUGCUCCUUAUGAUUCAGACUCUGGAGAAAGCCAGGCUAGCUCGAUACCCUUCUAUGAACUAGAAGAUCCUAUAUUGCUUCUAAGUUAAUGUAACAAUUAAAAUCUGCUUCAGAGUUCAAAUUCCCUUUCCCAUAAAACUAAUUCUGCUAAAUUGCCAUCUAUUCUGCACAUGAAGCAUUUACAAAAAGGAACUGCUAAAGUUUUUGAAAACUAUUGCUAUUUUUUGUACUAAUAAAUUUUAAAAUGUA